AUGGCCAGCAGGGGCGCUGCUGCUCCCGGGGGACAGGAGUCAACUGCCUUGUCAGUUGAACCAGUUUACCAACGAUAUCCAAGUCUGUUGAAGAAGAUGUGUAUGGCUUUUAUGAGGAGCCUUGAGAGUAAUCAUGGUUUUGCCAGCUUUGAAGAGAACAGUAAUUAUUUCCUUAAAUUAUAUCUAUUCACCCCUCCAAUAGGGGAAAAUUACCCUUUAUUUCCACUCCAGGAUAUUGUGCUUUUAAUAUAUCCCUUCUCAGGUUUUCUGAGUCCAGCAGCAGGUGCUGAACAGCAGCCCAGUGUUGGAAAAACUAUUGAAUCCCUGGCAGAUUACAGCGAGAGGAAACCUUACCAUGUCCCCAUCGCAGGUGAGAGAGCGCAGCCUGACCAUGCGAGACCUCCUGGAGGAAAACAGCCAGGACAGAAGGUGGAAGUUCAAGGUAUGACUCAGAGAAUAAAUAUUUUUUGUUACAUCUUUCAUUGCAACCCAAGACGAGCUUAAAAAGGAGUUCCUUAGAAUAAUAUGUUUCCUUCCAAAAUAUAGCCUCCAAAAUCAACAGAGGGAGGGAGAUUUGCUGAUCCUGUUUCCCAGUGUUUCACAAAAAGAAGAUACAAUCCCAAACCUAAAAUAAGCCAAGUUGCUGGAGGCCUCUGGGAUAGAUUUCAAACAAGAUCUUUUAUCUCUCCACAGAGUUCUGGUGCUUUCUGUCUUAUGAAUAAUGUACAUAUCUUCUAUUUACUUUCUAUCUGCUGUGUUGGUGCAGUAAAUUUUGAAGACAGCACUGGUGUAGACUUAGUUCCACUUAACCACAUGCAAACUUCAAAGCCUCACUACACAAGCAUUUGUAUCACAUGCUGUUACCUUGUGGGGAACAGCACAUCAUUCUUCAUACAGAAGCAGGUUCACAGCACUCCAGAUAUUCCUGGAUACAUUGGCAAGGUUCAUUGAUCAGCAGCUCACCCGGCAAAUUCCAAUCUUCCAUCAACAGCCCCAUCAGUAAUUGCAGGAAUGCAUGGGUAG
Messenger RNA from Parus major (Great Tit), 1023 nucleotides. RefSeq names its product spermatogenesis associated 48 (gene SPMIP7). The record is from RefSeq and is a predicted model, not a curated record. Lineage: Eukaryota; Metazoa; Chordata; Aves; Passeriformes; Paridae.